AAAGAAGAGAAGGAAAAGGAAGAAAAGGAGGCAACGGAAAAAGAAGAGAAUGAAAAGGAAGACAAGGAGACAAACGAGGAAGAAGAGAAGGAAAAGGAAGACACGGAGACAAAAGAGGAAGAAGAGAAGGAAAAGGAAGACACGGAGACAAAGGAGAAAGAAGAGAAGGAAAAGGAAGACAUGGAGACAAAGGAGAAAGAAGAAAAGGAGGCAAAGGAAAAAGAAGAGAAGGAAAAACAAAAACAAAAGCAAAAGGAGAUAGAAAAAGCCAAAGAAAUAUUUGUCAUUAAUCCUGCUGGGAAUUUGUAUUACAACUGGCUCUUCAUCAUCACAAUACCAGUCAUGUACAACUGGACCAUGAUCAUAGCCAGGGCUUCUUUUGAGGAACUGCAGCAUGACUAUCUCAUUUACUGGGUUGUUCUGGACUACACCUCGGACAUAAUCUACCUGGCUGACAUGUUCUUCAGGACCAGAACAGGUUACCUCGAGCAAGGCCUGAUGGUGAAGGAUAAGAAGCUGCUACUUGAUCGCUACAUGGCCACCUUCCAGUUUCGUCUCGACUGCAUCUCCAUGCUGCCGACUGACUUCCUGUAUUUCCUCCUUGGCCUCCAAUACCCAGAGAUCCGCCUCAACAAGCUGCUGAGAAUCGGACGCAUGAUGGAGUUCUUCACGAGGACAGAAACUAAAACCAACUACCCCAACAUCUUCCGUAUCGGAAACUUGAUCAUGUACAUCCUCAUUAUCAUCCACUGGAACGCUUGCUUCUACUUCUCUUUCUCCAAAUACAUUGGUUUCGGUGCUGAUGACUGGGUUUACCCAGCUCUGGAUGAUCCUGAAGCGCCUAGGUUGGCAGAGUUGGGCAUGAAGUAUUCGUUCAGCCUCUACUGGUCAACACUGACCCUGACUACCAUCGGAGAAAUGCCACCACCGGCCCUGGACUCAGAGUUUUUCUUCCACGUGAUGGAUUUUUUAGUGGGGGUCUUGAUCUUUGCCACCAUUGUAGGAAACAUCGCCACCAUGAUCUCCAAUAUGAAUGCUGCCCAAGCUCAGUUUCAGUCCCGGAUUGACAACAUCAAGCAGUACAUGCGGGUCCGAAAGGUCAGCAAUGAGCUCGAGUUGCGAGUCAUUAAGUGGUUUGACUAUCUGUGGAAUAACGGCAAGGCGCAGGAUGAAAGAGAGGUGCUGCGGUAUCUUCCAGACAAGCUAAAGGCUGAGAUCGCCAUCAAAGUCCACAUGGACACGCUCAAGAAAGUUCGUAUAUUCGCAGACUGUGAGGCGGGACUGCUGAUCGAGCUGGUGCUCAAGCUGCAGCCACAGGUGUUCAGUCCCGGAGACUAUAUCUGCAAAAAGGGCGACAUUGGCCGUGAGAUGUACAUCAUCAAAGAUGGAAAACUUGCAGUUGUUGCUGAUGAUGGCAUCAAAGAGUUUGUUGUGUUGGGAAGCGGCAGCUAUUUUGGUGAGAUCAGUAUCCUCAAUAUUAAAGGCAGCAAAGCAGGCAACCGGCGAACAGCCAACAUCCGCAGCGUUGGAUACUCAGACCUCUUCUGCCUGUCCAAGGAUGACCUGAUGGAGUCACUGCAAGAGUAUCCGGAUGCCAAAGGCAUGCUAGAGGACAAAGGGCGGGAGAUCCUGAUGAAAGAUAAUCUGAUAGAUUUGGACCCAGCUAACAUCAAGCCUGAGGCCAAGGAGCUGGAGGAGAAGGUCAACAAAUUGUACAGCACAAUGGAGCUGUUGCAAUUCAAGUUGAAGAAGAUUCUGGUGAAUUACAAGAACGCGGACAAGGCUCUGAAACAUCGCAUCAAAGAUCUGGAGCACCUAGCAGGAGAGGAGGUGGAAGAAGAGGACGAGGAGGAAGAAGAGGUGAAAAAGGUAGAGGUAGAAGGGGAAAAAGGUGAGGAGAAAAAAGAAGAGGAAGGAGAAGGAGAAGAGGAAAAGGAAGAGGAGGAAAAAGAUGAGGAGAUUAAGGAAGGCGAAGGAGAAGGUGAAGAGGAAAAAGGUGAGGAGGCAAAAGAUGAAGAAGGAGAGGGUGAAGAGGCAAAAGAAGAGGAGAAAAAAUAAACCCAUAGUUUCUGUAAAACACUGAGCACUUUUCUAAUUAGCCACAAGAAAUCGUUCCUACUGGACUUGCUUCUUAAAUGACUAGAGACUGGCUGAAAUACCGACUGGAACUUGUCUUAAAAAGGUAUUGUCAUUAUAUAUAUUAUAAAGUUAACGUAAUAAAUAUUGCCAAUGACAAUAUUGAUAUUGAAUUCAAAUAAAAUAUUGGCUUCAGUUGUCCUA
Sebastes umbrosus (honeycomb rockfish) is the source of this 2280-nucleotide messenger RNA. It is a transcript of the gene cnga1a, whose product is annotated as cyclic nucleotide gated channel subunit alpha 1a. The transcript is spliced from 5 exons. Gene Ontology annotation, cellular component: intracellular cyclic nucleotide activated cation channel complex; plasma membrane. NCBI's taxonomy places the organism in Eukaryota, Metazoa, Chordata, Actinopteri, Perciformes, Sebastidae. The record is from RefSeq and is a predicted model, not a curated record. Gene Ontology annotation, molecular function: intracellularly cAMP-activated cation channel activity; voltage-gated potassium channel activity; intracellularly cGMP-activated cation channel activity. The annotation marks the transcript as partial. Gene Ontology annotation, biological process: monoatomic cation transmembrane transport; potassium ion transport.